AGGGUACGUUAUAUAUUCUAAACGAAAUGUACUGAAUAUCGUUACCAGUCCUUCUAGUAAAACAAAAUGGCCGGGAUCAAGUUCGUGCAAGUCUGUGAUAUCUUUUCCUCCUGAUUAUCGGUUCACUGAACCUUUUGUUGGCGAUGGCGUCUCUUUCAGAACCAGAGAGCAUCAGUUCUUCUAAUCCCACAGGGAAAUUACAUGCUAGAGUUUCUGAUGAUAGCACCGUGGCACGAUCAGCGCGUAAGAAAACAGAAUCGCCAAGAUGUUCUAAACAGCAGACAGAGAAGGUAAAAGAGAAAUUCAUGUCAGCGGACCUCUUUUGUCAAAAAAUGGGAGGAAUGAUAGAAAAACAAGAUGUCCAGUCAAUUCUGGACAUACAGACUGAAACGUAAGUAUCCUGUUUCAAUCUCAUAAACAGCCCGUACUGAGUAGAGUCACAAGUUAAACAUGCAUUGUCAAUAUUUUUUUUUGACAGGUUGAGGAAAUUUGAGAAAACUAAUGCAAAAUUUGGAAGAUUCAAUGACUUAUCUUCUGCACGAUACUUAUAUCUGAAUCAGCAGCUGAAAAGUCACACUAAGAUGCUGCUGGAUAUGAAAAAAGAUUUGGACUCUGUAUUCAGAAGAAUAAGGUAAGCUUAUGUACAGCUACAUGUACUGUUUUCAAGGCGUGGGGAUUGAACACCAAGCCCCAGUUGUUCAAAUGUUGGAUAGGAUUAUCUACCAUAUAAUUAAUCAUUAUUAUUAAUUAAAAAUAUUUGUUUCUUCAUUUCUGAUUGGCUCAAAUCCCCUGGCUUAUUCUUCAUAACCAGCUAGCACUGACAAAAUUUGGUCAACGCCGGGGAAUAACUGGUCAGUUGCCAGAAAAAUGGACAGCAACAGAGAAAGCCCAGGGGACAAGGUUGCCUUGCCUUUUGGAAGAGCUGUUUCUUAUUGAGCUAUUUUGAAAAAAUAGCUCAUAUGUCAGUGGUGUGAGCGCAUGUAUCUUUGUGGCUUUGUAACUUUGUAUGUUCGGAUCUUUGUUGCAAGAGCCAAUAAGGUUGAAGGUACUAUUAGUUGAUUCUUAGGAACCAAUGAGAUCUUAGCAUCUACUUAAACAUGGCAUUGGUAAAGGUCGAACAAGGGCACUUUGAGACCGCCAUCUUGAUCCUUCACAAUUUUUUCGUCUUUUAUGACGGGUACAGGUGUUUGGAAGCAUUACAUAAAAUAUCUUCGUGAUUCAAACGCUGUGAACAGUGAUGCGACUGUUUAAGGGUUCAUAUUUAAAUGUGGAUGCUGCUUCGAGGCAUUUCUGAUCUAAUUCGGCUAUCGGUACAAUGCACGUCAGUGUGAGUUCUGUUUUACCUGCUACAACUGGGUAGAGUAUAAAAGAUCAUAUAUUUUCAAAUCUCUUCCAAUGAAGCAAUAGUUGAUAUUUAGAUAUAGACUUUUAUUCGAAAGUAUGCGCCCUAUAAAAUGUGGUUUUAGAAGUUUAAAAGGCAGCUUAUUUUUUUGAAAGCUGUAUCGAGUAUUGUUAAUCCUGUAAACAAGCUUUAAAAAUAUUAUUCUCUCGCUUACAAAGUUCAACCGACCUUUUUCGUUCUAUUUAGUAAAGAUACGUAACUUAAGUAGAAACAGUGGCGUUAGGGAAUAAAAUUGGAGGAAGCUAGUUGACACAAUAAUCAUGAUAUAAGUAGAAAUAUAUUUCGGCAGUUUGAUAAUUUUCUUGGAAGUUAAUAAAUGUUAGGCUAUCAACCUUGACCUUGCAUGAAACAUAAUUUAAUUGCAGAUGUUGUAGUAAAGCCGAGGUGAUUUCUUAAAAUCGUUUAAGAAAAUUUUGUAACAUCUUCACAUGCAAAUUGUGUGCAUGAGUUAUUUUUAUAAUUCUGUUUACUAGAUUACUGUGUGAUAACUCGAAUUCCCUCACGUACGAACGACGAAAGGGGGCAAAGUCCGACACUUUCACGUGCCAGCUGUGUGACUGUACAUCACAUGCAGAUUGGCUUUUCACAAUAAUAAUAGUAACUUGGACGUAUGAAGACCUGUUUCAUUUAGUAACCAAUGCCUUAAAAAAGGCUCUUGUCUUUUAGGAAGCAAUAGCUUUUAAAACAUGACGAAAUAAGUUGUCGGAGUUAAAGACCGUUUCACAAAAUUUUGUUAAUAAAUGUUAGGUUAUCAACCUUGACGUUGCAUGAAACAUAAUUUAAUUGCAGAUGUUAUAAUGAAGCCGAGGUGAUUUCUUAAAAUCGUUUGAGAAAAUUUUGUAGUGAAGAAUUUGCCUUUUUUUAACGUACGAAUUGUAAAAGGGCCAAAGACCAACACCUUCACGUGCAAAUUGUGUGCGUGAGUUAUUUUUAUAAUUCUGUUUACUCAGCUAGUUUACUGUGUGAUAACUCGAAUUCCCUCACGUACGAACGACGAAAGGGGGCAAAGUCCAACACUUUCACGAGCCAGCUGUGUGACUGUACAUCUCAUGCAGAUUGGCUUUUCACAAUGAUAAAUAGUAACUUGGACGUAUGAAGACCUGUUUCGUUUUGUAACCAAUGCCUUAAAAAAGGCUCUUGUCUUCUGAGAAGCAAUAGCUUUUAAAACAUGAAGAAAUAAGUUGUCGGAGUUAAAGACUGUUUCACUGAGUAGAAUCGCACGUGAAAACCUCGUGAAUUAUGAUGAUGCAACCAUCUACCACAAUGAUAAAAAUCCUGGUAUUUCGUAACUAUUCAGUAUUCGAUGAGUCACAUUUUGGCUUAAGAAACUCCGAGAAAACCUUAGAGUUUUCCUUCUAAUCAACGUUUGGUGAGUAGAAAUUUAUUUCACUUUAACGAUUUGUUUAACUUGCACCAGAUGUAACAGGGAAAGACAGAGGAAAGUGAAUAUAUAGCUUGAGGAUCGACUCAGCUGAGCAUUUCGCGUUUUCAUUUUGUACCACAAUACGCAAUUUCGCACAAAACCUAAUCUACAUUUAGGAUGAAAGAGGUAGAUUGAUCACUCUUGGUAAGGUUACACCGGAGCAUUAAAGUUACACUGAAACAUUCAAAAUAGCUCAUGCACGUUUAACGUACCUAUGUUCAUUCUUGGUUUGCAAUCACAUGACAAGGCGGCCAUGUUGGGGGUCAAUACAAUAGAGUUUUUUCUCGAAGAAUUUACAUGAAAAUAGAGUUUAGUUCCCAGAGGAGAGAAAUGCUUUUGUUCUUGACCACCAACAUGGCCGCCGUGACGUCACGUGCAAACCAGCAAUAUAAGUACAUGUAUACCACUACAAGCCCCAUCCAACAAUAAAAUUUCUAACUAUCCAGUAUCAGGGAAUUAACUGGAUAGAACAUUGUGCAGUGCAAGGCACUUUCCACUAUUUAAGCAGCUGGAGCCAGCAAAUGGGUGUUGAGAUAUUGACAGUAGGAAGUUUUACACAACCACGAUGACAAUGGCGGUGAAAACAUCCCUAACAGAAUGUACGACAUCCUUUCAAACUUCAACAUAAUUAUUACAUGUAAAGUGUAGUCAGUCUCAGGCAAAUUUUUCCUGAAGUUAAAUUUUUAGAGACUGCAUUUAAGACCAAUAAAAGAAGGAAAAAAUUGUUGUCAUCAUGGUUAACAAUACAAUCGUGAAAAGGUCUUGAAUUUUAGUAGUUGUCUUGAAAAGUCGUUGAAUUCAGUUUAGGUCCUUGAAAAGUACUUUAUUUCCUUAUUAGGUCUUGAAAACUCCUUGAAUUUCACUGCCUUGUUUAUGCCACACCAUUUUCUGUGGAAUUAUGAUUAUUUCGCUGAUGAAAAUUUGACUCGUCCAGGGUCGUCAAACAUAGCUGGCUGCUGGUGAAAAUUGCCACCUACUUGGUUAGUAUCGGCCAGCUACUCUGAUUGGCAUUUCCUAAAGGAUGGUGUUUUUUUAAAUAAAAUAUCCCUGGACUGGUCGCUUACUUUGACAACUCAGCAAUCUAUUUCAAAACUUUUUGACAACCCUGCUCAUCCUCAGUGUAAGAGCCUGUAAGAACAUUUUUGAACAUGAACAAUAUUUUAUUCUGUUUCCUUAUUUCAAAUGCUUUUUCUGUGCCUCAGAUUCAACUGCAAGUCACACCCAGUGACUGUUGUCAUUUUGCAAAGUGUUGUACAGUUACAGUUCAACCAUGGCUGAAGAAGUAAAAAAAUAAUCAUAAAUGACUCCUUUAAGUGUUUUAGCCAAUAAGGUGUUCAAAGAGCAUUAAAGAAUGCCGAUUUAUUGACUAAAUCUUAGUCUUUGAAAACUGUAAUUUUAUUGUCCUUGAAAAGUCCCUGAAAUUUGUUUGUCUGAAGUUAUACGAACCGUGGUCAUUCAUUCACAUCCACCUUAAAACGUGACAUCAGGCAAUUUCACAUCAUAGUCAUACAGUUUCGGCAAAGAAAUGUGCCAAAAGUGUGACAAACAGGCAGAGUUGUUUUCUCAUUACAUGUACAUGUAAAUGUAUUAUUUUGACAUUCUUGUUACCACUUUCAGCGCUCUGAGCUGCGACCAUUUUGGUCACCAUGGCAAGUAAAAAAAUAUAUUGGCAACUAAACUUUAAGUCGCCAAAAGGCGACUUUGAAAAAAAAUGAGCUUGGAGUACUGACUGACCAAAAUUUGUAGUUUGGUGAUGUACCCUUAUGUACCCAUCCAUGAGGCAUUGUAAAGCCACCCGAGGGUAUAGGACUGCUAGUAGUUUCUCAGGAUUGUUGUGCAAGUGAGCCUUUCAAGUUUGCAAGUGAGUGAGUGAAAAAUAUUUAUUUCCAACUGGGGGUAACUUUUGCUCACUAGGUCCAUUUAUUGGGUGGGCUCUGACUACUAAAAAACUCUCCUUUUGCAGUAAGUGAAGUGGGCAAGAUGGUUGGACAGGCUUAACAAGAUGUAAUGUAGAAAAUGUACAAGCCAGGAGAGAGGCCUACUGUACUCUUCCUAUGUGGCUUGCAAUUUAAUGUAUACCGGUGCUCACCUGCCUGACAAUCCCAAGAAAAUGCUAGUAGUUAUUGGGUGAAAGGCAUGAAUAAUUAAGAAUAAGCUAGAAUCCAAAACUUCAUGGCCAGAAGUUUUUCAUGGAGUGAUUACUUCGAGAAAUGUCUCCAUUUGAUUAGUAAAUGACUCAGGGGCAAUGUUAGUGAUAAUUAUAUACAGCACAAACUUUGUGUUGUGUCACUAAAUUUCCCGACCAACUUUCACGCUUUUAAUUGCUAUUCGAAUAUCAAACAAUAACCAAUUUGGAGGAGAUUUAAUUUCAUGAGGGAUGCUCAAGUUAAACUGAGUUUUAAGCCAAUAUAAUUAUUUUUGUCACUUGACAAUCUGAUUGGUGAAUUCAUUACCUUUAUGUCUUCACUUCUACUUACUGGUAUUUUAUUUUAUUUGUAGAAAUUUGAAAACCAAGCUGGCAAAACAGUAUGGACCUGCAUUUAAUGGUAGGUUCCUCUUACAGGCUGUAUGCAGUUUCAAUAAAAAAAAAAAUCAUUAUACAUGAAUUACUAAUAAAAUCUUCCCAGCCUAAAGGUAGGUAACCAAAUAACAGGUACAGUCGACUCUCUCUUAACGGGAAACCUUUAUAAGACAGACACCUCCCUAAAACGGACACCUAGAGUUGUUCCCUGCCUUUCUUUACUCCCUUUAUUCGACUCUCUAUAAGACGGACAAAUCUCUAAGACGGACACUUACUGCCAGUCCCAACGGUGUCCGUCUUAGAGGGAGUUGACUGUAUUUGUUUUUUUGUUUUUCCUGAAGUCAAGGUUCAUAAAUUUGAAGCAUGCACCAUGUAUGAAUCAUGCGUGAUUGUAGAGGCUUGCAAACCCAGGGGGCCCAGAUAUAUUUCUAAACUCCCUCUGAAUUUGAUAAUCAUUUGAAGAUAACACUUUUGUAAGUGAUCGGUAACCUGGAGAUGGUCCAUAUAAAUAAUAUUUAAUUGCUGUGGGUGAACAGCCUUGUCCAGCAGUAGGUGUCUUCUAAGCUUAAACAUUGAUUACAUGUAUGUUAAUACAUUAAUACUGUGUUAUACAUGUACGCUGCACAAAAAUAAUAUUAUCAUGAUGAAUAUUUUGUUGUUGAAAAUGGCAGCAACCUCAGUUGGGAUACAAAAAUUGGAGGAAGAACUUGGAGCAAGCGUGGAAAAUGAAUAUUUGAAAAGUCAAGAGAUGGAAAUUAAUAGUCAGUCCACAGAUCAAGGGCAACAUUUUAAACAACAGGGGACUGAAGAUAUCAUAGAUCAGGGGAGUGCUCAUUCUAUAGGAAAUGAAACUUUUGCUAGGAAAGAACUCCAAACCAAUGAAAAAAAUUCUACUGGCAAAGCUUUAAACUUUCAAGUAAACCAAGUCAUAAGUGGGACAGAAGACAAAGAGAAAAAUGCGGUUUCAAGGAAAGAAAGCACAAAUGAAGCAAGUCAGGCAGUAGGCACUGGUGAUGCAAUUUACCCAGUAGAUACAAGUAAUGCUGAGACAGUAGACACUGAUCAAAAAAAUCAGACAGUAGAAAUGAAAAGCAAGAAAGAGUCAGUAGAUGAUGAUGAAACAUAUCUCACAGUGGAAGCUGGUUAUAGUGUGCAGACAGUAGACAUGAGUGGUAUUUGUCAGACAGAAAUGGUAGAUGCUGACCACACAUACCUGACAGUGGACACUGGUUACAAUGUGCUGACAGUAGACAUGAGUGGCUUGCAUCAGACACAAAGCUCUGGUGACUCCUCUGAGACAGCAGACAUACCUCAGACCACAAAUGACUCAAACAACAGGACAUUGGACACAGCUGAGAGAGGAGACAGCUACGGCAGUAGUUUUAGUGUACCCAGCAUCAGUUAG
Molecule: messenger RNA, 6751 nt
Organism: Porites evermanni
Lineage: Eukaryota; Metazoa; Cnidaria; Anthozoa; Scleractinia; Poritidae
Source: the annotation of a GenBank genome assembly